CGCUCCCCGUCCCCUGUCCCCCCCCCAGCCGCCAUGGAGAGCAGCAUGGACUUCCAGGCUGAGCCCUCGGCCCCCGAGCCGCCGGCCAUGGACACGGAGGAAGGGCCGGGGGGGCAGCCCGCAGCCCCGGGGCCCGGUGUGGAGCCCCCCGGUACCGGCACCGGCACCGCCGGGGGUCGGCGAGGGGGUGAAGCAGCCCCGGGCACCGGCACCGGCGAGGCUUCGGGACGUGACCGGGGAGAGGAGGUGGAGGAGCCCGGCGUGGGGGGAGCCCCUCGGGGAGCGGGGCCGCCCCGCGCCCCCAGCAGCGGGGACAUGGAGCUGGACGAAGCCCCCGAGGACGCGGAGGCGGCGGAGAUGCAGGGGCUGCUGGCACAGCUCGAGACCCUCGACCCCAGCCUCCGCGACGCCCCGGAGCCACCGUUGGCCUCGAGCCCCGGCACGGCCCCGGCGGUGGGCGAGCGGCACCCGAGGGGCUCCGCGGAGUGUCGGGGCGGGUGCCGGCCGUGCCCGCUGCACGUGGCCACGGGCAGGGGCCUGGCGACGCGGCCCUGCUGCUCCCAGCACUCGGCCUGCUCCCGGCCCUGCCACGGGCUGCUCUUUGCCGAGGCCGACCGGGAGGAUCUGCUGAGCCUCCUGAGCUACGAGGGGGGAUUGCCCGAAGCUGGUGAAGAGACGCCCCUGGCCCGCUCCGACGUGCUGGCCGGGACCAGCCUGGAGAUGCUGCAGGCUCCAGAGGAAGCGGUGGCGGCGGUGGUGGAGCCCGGAGGGCCGGGCGGCUCGCAGGGGGGACCUGCUGGUGGAUGGUUUUAUGGAGAGGGGCUCGGCGAGGUUGACCCCACCUGCGAGGGCAACCGGGACAGUUCGCCAGAGCCAUCCUGGGCGGCCCUGCCUCCUGCUGCGGCCCCGGAGAAAGAGCGGCUGCCCCAAGGCAGCGUCACUAACAAGGAAUCCCCUUCCUCCUGUCCAGCCUUCAAAGAUGUUCCAGGCCCCUGCGACCCAGAGGAUCUGCUGGACGGGGUGAUUUUUGGGGCAAAGUACCUGGGCUCCACGCAGCUGGUCUCCGAGAGGAACCCCCCCACCAGCGUCCGCAUGGCGCAGGCGCAGGAGGCUGUGGACAGGAUCAAGGCACCGGAGGGGGAGUCCCAACCCAUGACAGAGGUGGAUCUGUUUGUCUCCACGCAGAGGAUCAAGGUGCUCACGGCUGACACACAGGAGGCUAUGAUGGAUCACUCCCUGCAGACCAUCUCCUACAUUGCCGACAUCGGCUCCCUGGUGGUGCUCAUGGCACGCCGCAAGCUGCCUCGGCGAGCGGAAGCAGCGGAGGAGAAGCGGCUCUACAAGAUGAUCUGCCACGUCUUCCACUCGGCCGAUGCCCAGAUCAUCGCUCAGGCCAUCGGGCAGGCAUUUGGUGUGGCUUACCAGCGCUUCCUGGAGGCCAACAGCAUCGACCCAAGUGAGCUGAGCCCUCGCCAGUACAGCCGUGCCCUUGAGGACCAGGAGCAGUACAAUGCAGAGCUGACCCACUUCUCCCGGCAGGAGAACUGCAAGGACGUCUGCAUCCGGAAGCAGAAGGGGGAGAUCCUGGGCAUCGCCAUCGUGGAGUCGGGCUGGGGCUCCAUCCUGCCCACGGUGGUGGUCGCCAACCUCAUGCACGGGGGCCCUGCGGAGCGCUCGGGCGAGCUGAGCAUCGGGGACCGCCUCAUGUCGGUCAACGGGACGAGCCUGGUGGGGCUGCCCCUCACCACCUGCCAGAGCAUCAUCCGGGAGCUGAAGCACCAGACGGAGGUGACACUGAACAUAGUGCACUGUCCCCCCGUCACCACGGCUGUCAUCCGGCGCCCCGACUCCAAGUACCAGCUGGGCUUCUGCGUUGAGAACGGCGUGAUCUGCAGCCUGAUGCGCGGGGGCAUCGCAGAGAAAGGCGGCAUCCGUGUGGGGCACCGCAUCAUCGAGAUCAACGGGCAGAGCGUGGUGGCCACACCGCAUGAGAAGAUCAUCCAGAUCCUCACGCAGGCCGUCAGCGAGGUCCACAUCAAGACCAUGCCGGCCUCCACGUACCGCUUGCUGACGGGGCAGGAGCAGCCCGUGUUCCUCUGAGCAGUGGCCGUGCCCGGCUGUUGCUGCGUGUGCCUGGGGCCAGGCAGGAGCGAGCCCGGGGCCUCCAGGGUGGGACAGGCUCUGCCUCCUGCCCCAGGGCUCUCAUCAGAACCCUCUGGCCCCCCGCAGGGGCUAAUCCUGCACCUCUUUGGUUUUACUCAGGACUCAGUGGGAGACGGGGUGGCCGAUGCCCAGCUCGAGCAGUGUUAGGGCCUGUGGUGCACAGCUCAGGUCCGUCACUCCCUCUCUGCCUCUGCUCACCCCUCCCUGCCUCACAGUGCCUGCACGGCGCCAUCCCCCUGCUCCUCGGGGUCCCUCGCCUUGGCUCGGUGCUGGCAGGGGAGAAGGGACCCGCUGUGAAGGGCCACCCCCCUCCAGUCACCACAGAUCGUGCUCUUACACUUGCCGCUGGUGCCUUUCCCUAGCUGGGGAUGGAAUUUGAGCACAGCUUGGGGCCCUGAGCGGCGCUGCCCCUGCACACCAGGGUGUGGGCUCACGCCAGCACCCAAGGGAGAGCCGGCAGCUCCCAGGCUCAGCCUUAAGGGCAGCAGCACCCUCAGCACCCACUGCCCCCCCUGGGCUUUGCCAGGGGCCUGGUGGGGCACAAACAACCUCUCUGUUGCACCAAGCUGGGAAACUACCUCUGCCUCCCCAGUGCUGCCUUUAUCUGCUCUGCAUGCACAGCUGGGUCCCAGCCUCGGGGCUGCUCCUCGGCACAGCAAAAGGGAACACGGCACUGCCACGUCCCAGGGAGUGUGGGGACACGAGCCCCGAGGACCAGCCUGCAGCUGAGUGCUCCGUGGGGCCGUGUCCUUCACAAGGGGAUAGCUGGGAUCCUUCGGCUGAGGCAGCCUGACGUGACUUUGCCUGUGUGCUUGGUUGAUGUAAAAAUAAAAGUUUGGGGGCACGUUGGA
Messenger RNA from Anas platyrhynchos (mallard), 3014 nucleotides. RefSeq names its product amyloid beta precursor protein binding family A member 3 (gene APBA3). Gene Ontology annotation, cellular component: cytoplasm; plasma membrane; dendritic spine. Lineage: Eukaryota; Metazoa; Chordata; Aves; Anseriformes; Anatidae. Gene Ontology annotation, biological process: chemical synaptic transmission. The record is from RefSeq and is a predicted model, not a curated record. Gene Ontology annotation, molecular function: amyloid-beta binding; protein binding.